AAAGACGUCGAUUCAAACUUCUGGGAAACGUAUAAGAAAGUUUCUACUGAGUACGAUGACGACUUCCUCGCGCGUGCGAAUGACGAUAUGGGCAUUAUCUUGACUUUUGCUGGUUUAUUCUCAGCUGUCAACUCUGCUUUCAUCGUCGGAAUGCAGCCUAACCCAGGAGACACUACCAAUGACCUCCUACUCCGCCUAAUCCAAAUCACAGUUAACGGCCCAAACGCUGUAAAUGAUAUUGGCAAUAUUUCCUCGUCUACGAACUUUUCUUCUUCGACCGUCUGGAUGCAAGCGCUUGGCUAUGCUAGCCUCGCAUCUAGUGUCUUGGCGGCCUUUGGGGCUGUGCUGGGAAAGCAAUGG
Messenger RNA from Suillus clintonianus, 360 nucleotides. RefSeq lists its product as uncharacterized. The transcript has 2 exons. The record is from RefSeq and is a predicted model, not a curated record. Lineage: Eukaryota; Fungi; Basidiomycota; Agaricomycetes; Boletales; Suillaceae. The annotation marks the transcript as partial.